AUGGAUGCCAAUCCGGCCAAGCGGCGCAAGACCGACCACUCGGGUGCCGGCGAGCCCUACGGGGCGCUGCCCUUUGAUGCCGCCGCCGCGUCGGCCGGCCUCUUCCGGCCAAGCACAUUUAUCCUCGAAACGGCUGAGCUAUUGCAGCAAAGCCGUGUCGACUACGGAAAGAUGCUGCCCAAUGCGGAGGAGCUGUUGCGCAAUGUCAAGACGGCCGUCGAGUCGGUCGACACUCACGGGCCGAUGCUGAUCUCGAAAGCCUCCGUGUCCUUUGAGAAAAAGAACGCAAUCAAGAUUCCCUACCCGACACCCCGCCCUGCCGAAGACUCGCUGCUCAAGCUCUCCAUGGAGCCGCCAGCACACUGCAACGUCGUCGGCAGUUACGUGCUCAAGACGAUGGUCCGCUCGCAGCGCGACGUUGCCGUCGACAUGAUUGUCGAGAUGCCCAAGACGCUCUUCCAAGACAAGGACUACCUCAACCUGCGGUACUUCUACAAGCGCGCUUACUAUCUGGCACACGUCGCCAAGGCCAUCGCCAAGUCGGCCGCCCUCUCCGACGCGAUAGCUGAUGCGUCCUUUGCCUACCUCGGCGACAACCCGCUGCUGCCGAUUUUGGUUCUCACGCCCAAGGCGACGGCUCCGAGCGCGACAAAGACGGGCCGGAACUCGACUCUUGAGUGCAAGAUCCGCAUUGUGCCUUGCUGCCCUGGUGGCUUGUUCCCGUCCACGAAGCUCUUGGCCAGCAAGAACUGCCUCCGGCCUGACGCCGGCACAUCCGAGACGAUGACGACCUCCACUACCGAAUCGAGCGAGUCAAAGACCUUGCCGCCGACGCCGUUCUACAACACCACCCUCAAGGCCGAGUCUGCCUACCUGCCGUACCUCAAACUGCUGCAUCAGGCUCAGAAGUCCUGCUCGGCCUUUGUCGAUGCGUGUCUCCUUGGCCGCGUGUGGCUGCAGCAGCGCGGCUUUGGCAGUUCCAUGGCCCGCGGUGGUUUUGGUGCCUUUGAGUUUGCAACAGUUGUCGCGCUGCUGUUGCAGACCAGCAGCCAGAAGCGCACCUCGUCCGGCUCGGGAGCGUCCGCCAGGAAGGCCGCCUCGAUCCUCUCGCCCUCACUCAGCAGCACGCAGAUCUUCAAGGCUGUUGUCCAGUUCCUGGCCUCCACUGACUUCCGCACAAAGCCUCGUGUGCUCGGCGGCCAAGUGACCGAUGUUGAUUCGAUCAAGGAGGGUACACCCGUCCUGUUCGAUGCCGGCAGUCGCCAGCUGAACAUCGCCUACAAGAUGAGCGCGUGGUCGGCGGGUCUACUGCGCCAGCACGCUAAGCGCACGCACGAUCUGCUCAAAGACGACUCUGUCAUUGAUCAGUUCACGCCGACGUUCAUCGCCCGUGCUGACAUUCCCCUCGAGGCUUUCGACAUGGUGGUGCGCGUCCGCCUUCCGACCUCGGCAUCCUCUGCCGCACACAGCGAGGCGGCCGCCCACCUCAGCCGCCGCGGUGCCGUCUGGGACUUUGGCGACAGCGUCUUCCAGACGAUGAAGCGCGCCCUGGGCGACCGUGCACAACUGAUCCACAUCCAGCUUCCGUCGUCUUCGGCCUGGUCGGUCGAUGCAACGCUCCCCGAACCCUCGUCCAAGGGUACGCCACCAAUCUACGUCCUUCUCUGCAUCUCGUUCGAUGCUGCCAACAUGGCCCGCCACAUCGAUCAUGGCCCGCCCGCCGAGGACAAGAAAGAGGCCAAGAAGUUCCGCGAGUUCUGGGGCGAGCGCGCGGAGCUGCGUCGCUUCAAGGACGGCAGCAUUCUCGAGACGCUUGUGUGGACGGCCGGCCAAUCGCCGGCCGGUCUGUGCGAGGAAAUUACGCGUUACAUCCUUGGUCAGCGUCUGGGCCUCAUAGUGGAAGGAGAUAUUGAGGUUGUGGCCGGCAGCGAUGCCGCGAGCAGCUUCUCGGCGCUUGUGCCCAUUACACCCGUCGUCGACGCUGCCGCGUUCGCGCUUGCGCGCGAGGCCUUUGCGACUCUCGAGGCCGACAUCCGUGCUCUCGAGGACCUGCCACUGCAUGUGCGCCAGGUCUCGGCCAUCGACCCGGCCCUGCGGUCCGCUACCAUUUCACCACCUGCUGUGCAAUCGCCCAAGGCCGUCCUGCACCCGAUGGAGGUCGCCCUAUUCUUCGAGGCGUCCGGCAAGUGGCCUGACAACCUGGCCGCCAUCCAGCGCGCCAAGAUGGCAUUCCUCCUGCGCAUUGGCGAGUCGCUCGAGGCCGCCAUGGCCGCAAGGGGCGACAGCAACUCCCUCGAGACCUUUGUCGGCCUCGAGAACGACGAGCAGGCCGGCACCCGUAACACGAGCUUCGCCAACCUGGCCUACCUUGACAUUGUCUACCGAGACAGUGCUGCGUUCCGCCUGCGCAUCCACAGCGACCUCGAAGAGGCCAUUCUGUCGCGCCAGACCCACGACAAAACACUCGACCAGCACACGCGCACCGCCAGCGCCAGCCUGCUGGCCGCCGUGCGCCGCACAUUCAGUACGCUGCCGCUGCACACGCAGAUCAUUGCAACGUACUGCACGCGCUUCCCGGCGCUGUCGCCCACGAUCCGCCUCGUGAAGCGCUGGUUCAGCGCCCACAAACUGACGUCGCACGUGUCCGAGGAGUUUGUCGAGCUCGUCGUGCUGCACGUGUUCUUGCGGCCGUAUCCCUGGCAGACGCCCGCGAGUGCGGCUCCGGGCCUACUGCGUGUACUGCAAUUCCUCGCGCGCUGGGACUGGCGCACCGAGCCGCUCAUGGUCGAUACGUCGGGCAUGGCACCGAUGCUGCCCGAGGAGGAAGAGGUUGCCGCCGCCGCCAAGGCCGGCGACCCACGCACGCGUCUCGAGGCCUGGCGCAAGAUCGACCCGAACAUGAACCACACCGUUCUUUUUGUCUCGACCACACACGACAGCAGCGGCACGGCCUUCACCACCGACAACAGCGGCGGCCAGAGCCGACCGCAGCCGUCCAAGGUGGUAGCCUCGCGCAUGACCUGUCUAGCGCGUGCCGCCUGUCGUCUGGUCAAGGAGACGGACGUGUCGUCGUCGCCCACCGUCUCAGGGAGUCGCGCCCACCUCGAUCCUGCUCUGCUCUUCCAGCCGUCGCUCGGUGACUUUGACAUCCUCAUCCACUUGUCGCCGCGCAUCAUCAAGCGCCUCGUCAAGGGCGACAUUGCUGAGGACGGCAGCAACAGUGGCAGCGCGUCUUCUAAGCCGCGCCGAUCCAUUUACAAGAACCUGGACGCCCGCACCGGACGCGAUCUUCAUGUCUUGCCUGCCCACCCGGUCCAGCUCUUGCUGGACCAGCUGGACCACGUCUACGGUGGAGGUGCAAGCGCAGGCGGCGGUGGUGUCGGUCCUAUUGUCUUCUUCUAUGGCGCUCCUCGGGACGAGGACAAUGACAGCGACCACAUUGUCGCCGCUCUAUGGAACCCGCAGGUGCACCCGCGGUCCUUCCGCAUCAACGUGCCAUGCUCGUUCCGUCCCGUGGUUGCCGCAAAUAAGAGGAGCAAAGCCAAGAACGACGAUGUCGCUGCCGCCGAGCCCCUCAUCGAAGUCAACCGUGAAGGCAUCCUAGCUGAAAUUGCACGCAUUGGCGGCUCGCUAAUUGACCGUAUUGAGGUCGUGGAGAAAUAG
Sporothrix brasiliensis 5110 is the source of this 3663-nucleotide messenger RNA. Its product is annotated as U3 small nucleolar RNA-associated protein 22. Gene Ontology annotation, cellular component: UTP-C complex; CURI complex; small-subunit processome. Lineage: Eukaryota; Fungi; Ascomycota; Sordariomycetes; Ophiostomatales; Ophiostomataceae. The record is from RefSeq and is a predicted model, not a curated record. Gene Ontology annotation, biological process: tRNA export from nucleus; rRNA processing. The coding region runs from base 1 to 3663 and encodes 1220 amino acids. The transcript has 2 exons.